UCAGAAAAAGGAAAGCCUACCUACCGCAUUGUAUAUUGUUUUUUUUUUCUUUUGCAUCGAGAUUGUAUAUUGUUUCUUCUCUGCUCAGCUAGCCGCUUCCUCUUCACAUCCCUUGUAUUGUAGGAUUGUACUGUAGUACAGUUAUACUUUCCCCCAUUAACCAUCGCAUGAGCUGCUUCUGCCGGAUUUGAUGGAGGCCGCGAUCGCAUGGCUGGCGCAGACCAUCCUUGCAACACUCCUCAUAGACAAGAUGGAGGAGUGGAUUCGGCAAGCCGGGCUUGCCGAUGACAUCGAGAAGCUCAAGUCGGAGAUCAGGAGAAUCAAGAUGGUGAUCUCUGCUGUCAAGGGGAGAGGGAUCCGGAACGAGGCACUGGCUGAAUCUCUCGCCCUUCUGGAGGAUCACCUCUACGACGCCGACGACGUGGUGGACGAGCUCGACUACUAUAGGCUCCAAGUCUCCAACAGCAGGUCCGGGGACCAGGAAGCACUCCCUGGCCGCCUGCAGAUCCAAGCGUGCAUGUUGCAAGGGACGAGCGAGGGAUGCUGCUACACGUAACAGCAGUGUUGGCAAAUUACGGUCCCUGGUAUGGGAACACUUUACGAUCACAGAAAAGGAUAACGGAAAGCCUGUGAAAGCAAAAUGUACAUACUGUACAGAAGAGUUCAAGUGCGAAACAAAGACGAACGGUACAUCAUCUAUGAGGAACCAUUUGGAGAAAGAGCAUUCCGUGAUUUGUACAAAGAGGCCUGGAGCGCAUCCACCAAAUCCUUCAAGCACCAGUGAGCCUAUUGUAAUUGGCAGCUCAUCCAAGGGAAAAGCGAAGAAACAACGGUCCAAGGCAUGGGAGUUUUUCGAUGUCAUAAAAGAAGGCGACGAAAAGCCUAUCAAAGCAAGAUGUAAAUACUGUCUCACAGAGAUCAAGUGCGGAACCGGGAACGGGACAGCAGGUAUACUCAACCAUAACAAGAUUUGUAAGAAGAAACCUCGACUGAAUGAUCAGCCACCAAACCUGUCAAGAAAAAGAAGGCGAGUUGAUGAGGAAUCCGCACAAGUUAUCGCAGCUAACACAAGUAUCCCUUGGGACAAGGCUGAAUUAUCAAACAGAAUACAAAAAAUAAUUGGUCGGUUACAGGAUAUCCGAGGGGAAGUGAGUGAGGUUUUCAAGCUACAUGAAUCAGACUCUGCUUCAAAUUUAGACCACAACCGGAGUACAACCUCAGAUCAGCACCUGAGAACAUCAAGUCUUGUUUCAAGGCAACUGUAUGGGAGAGUUGCAGAAAAGAAAUCCAUCUUGAAGUUGAUGAUGUUAGAUGACACAUCUACUAGCAUAAUUGUACUGCCUAUUGUAGGCAUUGCAGGUGUUGGAAAGACAGCUCUAACUCAACAUGUAUACAAUGAACCAAACGUGGCGAGUCCAUUUCAGCACAGGGUAUGGAUUUGGGUGUCUCGAAACUUUGAUGAAGUGAGGGUAACAAGGGAGAUGUUAAACUUUGUUUCUAGAGAAAGACAUGAAGAAAUAAACUGCUUUGUGAAGCUUCAGGAGAUCUUGAAAAUUCAUGUAAAAUCAAAGAGGGUUUUAAUAAUUUUAGAUGAUGUAUGGGAUGACAUGAACGAUUGCCGAUGGAACCAAUUGUUGGCUCCUUUUAAGUUUAAUAGUGCUAAUGGCAAUGUGAUUCUUGUGACAACAAGAAAACUAUCUGUUGCAAAAAUGGUUGGAACAAUUGAGCCAAUUAAGUUAGGUGCUUUGGAAGAGGACGAUUUCUGGUUAUUGUUUAAAUCAUGUGCACUUGGUGAUAGAGCCUCUGAGAAUCCUGGAAAUCUAUGCACUAUUGGACAACAAAUAGCAGAGAAGUUAAAGGGCAACCCGCUAGCACCAGUAACUGCAGGGGCACUAUUACGAGAUUUUUUUUUGGAAGAUCCAGCGAUGGCCGGCUUGUAUUAAAAUAGCAGGAAGCACAUGGAGAAGAAAUACAUGAAAGGGUGGGUGGUGAUCAAUGGAUCAAGGAUGUAAGAGGAAGAACAAAAAAAAAAGAGGGAUGAGGUAGCUAGUAGACUCUCAUGGUGGUUCCCCAAAAGGGUGCUCUAGAUGUAUUGCGCCUGC
Hordeum vulgare subsp. vulgare (domesticated barley) is the source of this 2102-nucleotide messenger RNA. RefSeq names its product disease resistance protein RGA2-like. Gene Ontology annotation, molecular function: DNA binding; ADP binding. Lineage: Eukaryota; Viridiplantae; Streptophyta; Magnoliopsida; Poales; Poaceae. Gene Ontology annotation, biological process: defense response to other organism. The transcript is spliced from 4 exons. The coding region runs from base 699 to 1943 and encodes 414 amino acids. The record is from RefSeq and is a predicted model, not a curated record.